UUCUCCGGUGCCGGGUGGGCAGAACCAGCGGGUGCUGAUUACGGGCGACGCUGUUCCGCUGCUGCUUUCUCCUCGCCUCCCCCUCCCUGUCUCCCGCCCUCCCCUUGCAGAGUAGCGGGACCGGCCUUGAUGUAGGGACACCACCCUCCGCCUCUCUCCGCCCUAGCUCGGGACUCCGGCUCACCGCAGCCCGCUGCGCGCCCGCGUCUCCACCCUGCCAGCCGCGCUCUGCUCCCAGCCCAUUGUAUCCUCCCCAUCCCCGGGCUCAGACUCCGAGGCCAGGCCGUGGCGGGAAGAUCGGGGACCUCUGUGCAUCCCUCCAGCCGGUCCCGCGAGUCGGGGCCCCUCCCCCGCUUGCCGUCCUCGCAACGGUGCGGUAGCUGCGAGGGCGCCCUGCCCUUUCUGCUAAGGCUGAGACGGCCGACUGGCGGGCAGCAGGGACGUACCCCCCCCAGCCCCAGCGGCGAGCACCCCCCCCACACACCCGUCCCCUUCCUGGGGGAAGGAGAGCCGAAGCCCGAGCGAGCCGAGGCAGGAAAAGGCAGCCGUGGACUGCCCGGCUCGCAGAUCAUUUUUAUUAUCGAGAUCAUUAUUAAAAGGGGGCGGGGAGCCCAGGAUGCGGGGGAGGGGGCUAGAGACGCAGCUAUUUUUAUUAAACAGAUUAUUCCUGAAAUAAUAAUACGCGCAAGAUGGCUGAAGGUGGCUGUGAUGAGAGUGUUGGGGGGUUUUUUCUUCCUUUUUUUGAUCUGAGGAUAAAGCUCUGAGACGACAGCCGCUGCGGAGACCCUGCCCGGAGUGCCCUCCCCAGAUGAGAAGCAGCGGGCGGACAAACGGACCUACCGACGGAGCAACUGGCGCGGGCCCGCCCCGGACGCGUCGCCUGGGCAGCAGCCGGGGGCCGCGGGCGCUCGCCUUUCUCCGACUUCUUCCAAUUCUAAUCUUUUUUUAUAUUUUGGAAAGAACCGGGAGCCGGGGCGCCCGCCCAGCGCGGAGACGGAGAGCGGGGUCUCUCGCGGCGGGGGCGCCCGGCGCCGGGCCUCGGGGGAGCGCAGAAGUAGCGACGAGGGGGUCAGGCCGGAGCACCGACGGGGCUUCUUCUCCCUCCCUUUCUGGUUAGCUUUUUUUUUCCACUUCUCUCCCUCCCCCUUCCGUUUCUAUUUGUGAAGGGAGGAGGAAGGCAGAGGCGGGCUGGUGUCUCUGGCCGGGGACUGGAAUUUCAUCUGAAUGACUGCCCCUGCACUCACGCAGUGCCCCGGAGUCGGCCCGCCUGCGCCCCGCAGCCCGCACCCGCAGACGGCCGGCCAGCCGGGGGGCGCCCGCGCCGCGGCCCGGGGACCGGCUUGCCUCUCCCGCCUGGUCCGGAUCUAGCAGUCCUUGGCGCGGCCGCACUCGCUUCUCCGGCCUCUCCGACCCUGGACGAGGCGAGGGAGGCGCAGCGCCGGCGAGCCAGGAGAGAGCCACCAUUGCCGCUGCCGUCGCUGGAAGAAGUGUGCGGCUCCCGGGCUCUGUCCGCCUUGGGGCGCGCCCCAAUGUCAGCCUCGGGGCCGAGUGCAGGCCGUGGGCCGCCGCUGCCCUAGCCGCGCCGACCGGGAGGCGGCCUCUUAUAUGGAAUUUGGACCCCGGCACUCCCCUCCAGGGCUGGUGCCCCGGCCGCGGCCCUGGCGCAGUCCGCCGUCUCCCGCUAGGCGCUCGGGAGGAGGAGGAGGAGACGCAGCCGGCUGCGCGCGCUGCGUGAGGACCGAGGCUCCCUCCUCUGGGGGGCGGGCGCGCGGAAGGCGCUGGUGACUGAGCGACUCUCGGGGCCGCCGGGGCCCGGAGCUCGGGGCUUGGUGGGCCUGUAGUGGCACCGGACGGACCCCCAGGGUUGGGGAGUUGGGGAGACCUGCCCGGGCUCCCUGCCCGCAGCCGCUAUGGCGGAGAAUUGGAAGAACUGCUUCGAGGAGGAGCUCAUCUGCCCCAUCUGCCUCCAUGUCUUCGUGGAGCCGGUGCAAUUGCCGUGCAAACACAACUUCUGUCGGGGCUGCAUUGGCGAGGCGUGGGCCAAGGACAGCGGCCUGGUGCGCUGCCCAGAGUGCAACCAGGCCUACAACCAGAAGCCGGGCCUGGAGAAGAACCUGAAGCUCACCAACAUCGUGGAGAAGUUCAACGCCCUGCACGUGGAGAAGCCGCCGGCGGCGCUGCACUGCGUGUUCUGCCGCCGUGGCCCCCCGCUGCCGGCGCAGAAGGUCUGCCUGCGCUGCGAGGCUCCCUGCUGCCAGUCCCACGUGCAGACGCACCUGCAGCAGCCCUCCACCGCCCGCGGGCACCUCCUGGUGGAGGCGGACGACGUGCGGGCCUGGAGCUGCCCGCAACACAACGCCUACCGCCUUUACCACUGCGAGGCCGAGCAGGUGGCCGUGUGCCAAUACUGCUGCUACUACAGCGGUGCGCAUCAGGGACACUCGGUGUGCGACGUGGAGAUCCGGAGGAAUGAGAUCCGGAAGAUGCUGAUGAAGCAGCAGGACCGGCUGGAGGAGCGAGAGCAGGACAUUGAGGACCAACUGUACAAACUCGAGUCAGACAAGCGCCUGGUGGAGGAGAAGGUGAGCCAGCUGAAGGAGGAAGUGCGGCUGCAGUACGAGAAGCUGCACCAGCUGCUGGAUGAGGACCUGCGGCAGACGGUGGAGGUCCUGGACAAGGCCCAGGCCAAGUUCUGCAGCGAGAAUGCAGCGCAGGCGCUGCAUCUCGGGGAGCGCAUGCAGGAGGCCAAGAAGCUGCUGGGCUCCCUGCAGCUGCUCUUCGACAAGACGGAGGACGUCAGCUUCAUGAAGAACACCAAGUCGGUGAAAAUUCUAAUGGACAGGACCCAGACCUGCACAGGCAGCAGCCUUUCUCCCCCUAAGAUCGGCCACUUGAACUCCAAGCUCUUCCUGAACGAGGUGGCCAAGAAGGAGAAGCAGCUACGGAAGAUGCUAGAAGGCCCCUUCAGCACACCGGUGCCCUUCCUGCAGAGCGUCCCCCUGUACCCUUGUGGUGUGAGCAGCUCUGGGGCGGAAAAGCGCAAGCACUCGACGGCCUUCCCUGAGGCCAGUUUCCUAGAGACGUCGUCGGGCCCCGUGGGCAGCCAGUAUGGGGCAGCGAGCACAGCCAGCGGCGAGGGCCAGUCAGGGCAGCCCCUGGGCCCCUGCAGCUCCACGCAGCACUUGGUGGCCCUGCCGGGCGGCGCCCAACCAGUGCACUCAAGUCCUGUGUUCCCCCCAUCGCAGUAUCCCAAUGGCUCCGCCGCCCAGCAGCCCAUGCUCCCCCAGUAUGGGGGCCGCAAGAUUCUCGUCUGUUCUGUGGACAACUGUUACUGUUCUUCCGUGGCCAACCAUGGCGGCCACCAGCCCUACCCCCGCUCCGGCCACUUCCCCUGGACAGUGCCCUCACAGGAGUACUCACACGCGCUCCCGCCCACACCUUCCGUCCCCCAGUCCCUUCCCAGCCUGGCGGUCAGAGACUGGCUCGACGCCUCCCAGCAGCCUGGCCACCAGGAUUUCUACAGGGUGUACGGGCAGCCGUCCACCAAACACUACGUGACGAGCUAACGCUACGCGGGCGGUGGGGCGCUGGGGAGUCUCCCCCCUCAGCCCCCAGUGGCUCGGGAAUGACGCAUCCAGAGACCUGCCCUUCUACCUUCCUGUCCUCCCUCCCUUCCUCCUUCAUUUCCCCAAGUCUUUUCCUUUUGGAUUUUGUUUUGUUUGGGGCUUGUUUUGAUUUUUUUUUAUUACGAAUCUCCUGGACUCUGAGGUGACAGUGGGAGCUGGCCUGGGCCGGGGCUGCAGGUGGCUCUGGAGUUGGGAAAGCGUCUACCUCAAGGCGCUGAGCUCUCUCUCUGUCUCUCCUUUUUUCUUCCACUCCUUCCCCUACCCACCCCCGUGGCUGGAAGGAGCCUCAGCUUCCCCUAAAGCCUUGGGGGUAGCGGCAGUUUCCAACCCUCCUCAGCCAGCCCUGGGAGGAGGGACCAGUGCCCACUGGCCUGCUUCUCCUCUUCUUUUUCUUUUGGGCAGUUUGAUCACUGACUAAAUAAGGAAUGACCUGUAGAUUGUGGGGCUUUUUUUUUUUUUUUUAAUUUUUUUUAAAACCAAGAAUGAUUUCUCCUGCUUCCUUCUCACCAUCCUCCCAGACGGAGUUCAAGGGCCACUUCUCAAGCAGCUUUUGGCACCUUCAGCCUCAGAAUGGAAUCUUAAAGACAGGAACCCCCAUGUCCAGGAAAGGGGAAAGGAACCUUGCCAAUGAUAGUGACCACAGCAGAAGCAAAUAAUAAUAAUAUUAAUAAUAAUAAAGAGAAAUAAAAGAAAUAAUAAAAAAAAAACCAUAGCACAGCCCUUGUUGAGGUCAGCGGGAGAGGAGGGGCUGCCGGGAGUUGGGUCCUUGCCUGGAUUUUGACACAGCGACUUCCUGUAGUGAGCACUUUGUAUGAAUCGUGGACUUCCUGUUCUCAAGGCGCAGGUAUUUAUUCUGUAAUCUGUCUAGAGCACACACCGAAAUCCAACCUUCUAAUAAACAUAAUGGCGCAGUCCCA
Messenger RNA from Balaenoptera ricei (Rice's whale), 4543 nucleotides. It is a transcript of the gene TRIM8, whose product is annotated as tripartite motif containing 8. The record is from RefSeq and is a predicted model, not a curated record. The transcript is spliced from 7 exons. The coding region runs from base 1911 to 3566 and encodes 551 amino acids. Lineage: Eukaryota; Metazoa; Chordata; Mammalia; Artiodactyla; Balaenopteridae.